AUGGCAACCUUAACUUUGAAAUCUUUUAGCUCAUUCGCUUUAAAAUCAAAUACUAUUUCUAAAGUAGCAGGUGUUGCAGCAGCUCGCACUUUUGCUACAGAAGCAGCACCAGAAGAUUACGGUUUUUAUCCUGAUCCUCUUGAACAUGCAACUGGUCGUGAAAAAAAGAUGAUGCUUGCUCGUCUUGCUGGAGAUGAUCGUUAUGAACCAAAAGUCUAUUAUCGUGCCGAACUAAGUACUAAAGAAAAACCAAAUUUAGUUCCAGCUCAUUUUGAUUUUCGCAUAGUUGGGUGCUUGUGUGAACCAGACAGUGGACAUGUUAAUUUCAUGACUAUUAAUAAAGGAGUUCCAAAACGUUGUGAAUGCGGUCAUUGGUUUAAGGCUAUCGAUGCUGAUCCAGAAUCUGUCUAA
Messenger RNA from Strongyloides ratti, 411 nucleotides. Its product is annotated as Cytochrome c oxidase subunit Vb. The record is from RefSeq and is a predicted model, not a curated record. Bases 1 to 411 code for a protein of 136 amino acids. Gene Ontology annotation, biological process: mitochondrial electron transport, cytochrome c to oxygen. The transcript has 3 exons. NCBI's taxonomy places the organism in Eukaryota, Metazoa, Nematoda, Chromadorea, Rhabditida, Strongyloididae. Gene Ontology annotation, cellular component: mitochondrial envelope.